Tribolium madens (black flour beetle) is the source of this 1079-nucleotide messenger RNA. It is a transcript of the gene CBP, whose product is annotated as sarcoplasmic calcium-binding protein. Bases 178 to 948 code for a protein of 256 amino acids. The record is from RefSeq and is a predicted model, not a curated record. Gene Ontology annotation, molecular function: calcium ion binding. Lineage: Eukaryota; Metazoa; Arthropoda; Insecta; Coleoptera; Tenebrionidae. The transcript has 4 exons.
UCUUCGAAUCGGUACCAAACACCACUUCCACUCUCCCAUUGGUCAGAUGAGGGUACCCAUACAAGAAAAUAAAAGGACAGAGACAGUCUCGAUGUGAAAAAAAGACAACUUGUUGAUUAUACGGCCCAUAGUUUGACCUAAACCAGAACCAAAUUGACUUCCAGAUAGCCAGCAGUGAUGGCGUUCUCCGUAUUAAGAAGUGUUGUAAAGUGUACAAGAAGUGUGUGUGUCUUAAAACGCCCCAAAAAUGUGAUCAAUAUUUGCCGAUGUGCCACCCCUCUCGCCGCCACCAUCCGCCCCCAUUCCAACCUCCAAGCACCGGCUGGUGGUUUAGGCCAUGUCCAAAAAACCAAAAACAUAUCCAGCUCAUCGGAAUCCGACAGCGACUUAGAACCCCCAGGACACAGAGGGGAGACACAGUUUUGGCGCCGCAAAAUCCGAACUUUCCACGGAAUCCUAGACGUAAAUAAAGACGGAGUCAUCUCCUACGACGACUUUAAAUUACUAGCCGAAAGGUUCAUCAAAUUGGGGCAUUUGAGCGAGAAACAUACACACGAAUUCCAGAAUUUGCUCAAAGACUUGUGGGAGAAACGCUGGGGGCCCAUCAGCCCUUACAAUUUGGUCACCGUCGAGCAGUUCCUCGAAGACAUGCAUCACGUGAUCAACGAUAAGCAUUUGGUCCGAAGGGCCCACUCCUUCCUCCCUUACCUAUUCCGCGCCCUUGAUAAAGACCAGUCGGGCGAGAUCUCCGAAGACGAAUUUAAGUUAUUUUUCCAAUGUUUAGGGCUUCAAGAAGAAGACGCCAUUUUGGCCUUCCGAAGCAUGGAUGAAGAUGGCGACGGAGUGGUCACGAUGAAAGAAUUCGUCAAACAUGGACGCGAAUUUUUCCUCACUGAGGAUGAGAAUAAGAUCAGUAAAUAUUUUUUCGGACCACUCAUGGAGCACUGAUUCGAGUAGCGCCAUCUCGAGACCGGUUUUGGAACCGAAAAGUUGCGACGUGGCCCGUCAGAGGGCCGAAAUCAAUAUUUUAAAACUAUAGGAACUGUAAUAAUACGCAAUAAAACAAUUUUUUUUAGUUU